Talaromyces atroroseus is the source of this 2814-nucleotide messenger RNA. RefSeq lists its product as hypothetical. Bases 1 to 2814 code for a protein of 937 amino acids. The record is from RefSeq and is a predicted model, not a curated record. Gene Ontology annotation, cellular component: mitochondrion. NCBI's taxonomy places the organism in Eukaryota, Fungi, Ascomycota, Eurotiomycetes, Eurotiales, Trichocomaceae. Gene Ontology annotation, molecular function: flap-structured DNA binding; Y-form DNA binding; DNA endonuclease activity. The transcript has 2 exons.
AUGGCCGACUUCACCCCCUUCUCCCUCAGCUCAUUAGACCACACUCUUUUGUCUGUAUACAUUCCGCAAAAUCUGUGUUUUCGCACUGCGGACCACGAACAAUGCCUGUCGCGUCUACAGGCCGGUAUCAAUCUUUUGAUGGCUCGUCUUCCCUUUCUUACGGGUGAGAUAGUGCCCCGAACUGAUCACGAUGGUGCCAAACCAGGCGAGCUGCGCAUCCAGCCGGGAAAGAGCUCUGAUGGGAUGAUGGCCAUCCCCAUGUUGACAAUCAAGCAUUUCGCCGGCGUCAUUCUGCCUCCAGUGCUUGUCCGGGGAAGCGAUGCAGUGAAAACUGAUGACCGGGCCACAGUGGCUAGUCUGGACAGUCAGUUUUUCCCACUUCCGCCCAUCUUGCCUCCGGAACAGCCACGGCCGGUCAUGCGCAUGCAGGCAAAUGUUGUGGCGGACGGGGUGAUCUUGUCCAUGGCUUUCAGUCACUCGGUUUUUGACGGGACGGGCACUGGUCGUGUUCACGAACUGCUCGCUGAGUGCUGUCGUGCGGCAGCGACAGAACGUCCAGUAUUCCUCCCGACAGACGGCAAGGAAGAAGCCGCCUUGCGGAAUCGUCUGACAACGGCUGGCGAAGGGGGGCAUCCGAAAAUCGAUCAUUCGGGGGAGAUCGGGCAGAGCUAUGCAUACGAAAGUAAAGAGAGCGAAGCUAACACAGAAGAUUCAAAACAGCUACUCGCUGCUGACCUUCUGAUGCGGGCUUUCAUCUUCUCGCCAGAAAGGCUGGAGCGCCUUCGAAAGGCGUGUAGCGUGCUUCUGCCACUCUUGACCCACCUCUACAACCAGAAAGUAGAAGACAGCACGACAAGGACGAAAUGGCCUACAUUCCUCUCUUCCAACGAUGUUUUAACCGCUGUGCUGGGGGUCUGUGUUGAAAGGACCCGUGGGAAGGGCGGCGUUGACGUCUCCUCCCCAACGCGCAACUUGACAUUCGCGGUUAACUUUCGCAGGCGCCUCGCGGGGCUUCCAGACCAUUACCUAGGCAAUGCGGUCAUGCCCUCCCGAGUGUACUUCCGACUGCCCGUCGAUGAGCAGCCAGGUCUUCUCGACUCACUCGAGAACUCAAUUGACUUGCACCCACUACAAGGGUCAGGAAUAGACGCCAGAGGUCUGCUAGAGAUUGCCAACCUAGCCUUCCAAUCCCGUGCUGGAAUUCUAGCCAUCGACGACGCGUUUCUGCGAAGCUGGAUGGCCUUUCUUACUGGGCAGCCGGACUAUGGCUCCAUGAACCUGCGGUAUGGAGUCAUGGUAGUCACUAGCUGGCGUGAUUUGAUGAUCAACUCAUUGGACUUUGGGCCUGGGCUGGGCGAGGUUGAAAAUUUUGAGUUCAACUUUGGCGUCGCUGAUGGAACCAGAGAGCAGGCAGGAGUGUUGGAAGAAAUAAGGCGGCCAAGGCUAAUGUUUAUUGAGUUAGGGCUAGAAUCUCCGACCCACUUCAACUCUAUCCGUACAUCCAUCCCAUCACCUCAAACAAGCUUUCACCAACUAACCAAAUCACACAUCCAAGAACCAAACAAAAGCGAAGAUUCAAUGCGUUUCACCUCAUCCACACUCUCAAAAGUAGCCGCAGCCACAGCCACACUAGACCAAUACCUCACCACCCUCAAAGCGACUCAGCUCAAAGCCCUUGCGCGCGCAACCGGCAUUCCGAGCUCGGGUCGCAAAGAUGUUUUGCGCAAGAGGAUUGGGGAGGAUGUUAGUAUGAGUGUUUUUCUGCGUCAUGAUCCACAACAUGGCGAUGCUGGGAAAAAGGAAUUGAGUGUUUUGAGUAUUGACAUGGGGAUUCAGAAUCUUGCGGUUGCGCAUUUGGUUGUUAGGGAUGGGCUGUCAGCUUCUUCUUCUUCUUCUUCUUCUUCUUCUUCUUCUUUGGGUCAGCCAGGAUCGGUGAUGCUGAAUGCGUGGCAUCGCAUCGGAGUACAGGAAUUGACUCGACGGCAUCAACAAGGGAAAAUAAGUAAAGACCCCGAGUCAGAAGAGGAAGAGCCAUUACAAUUCAUUCUCCCAGCAGCAGCAUUCCGCACGUUUAGCACAACACAGACACAAAAAAGCACUGAUGAGAAGAGCAAUAUCCCCAAAGGAAUUGAAACAGUAGAAGGAAAAAUCAAUUUCGACCCUGAAAGCCUCUCCCUCAGCGCCUUCAUUCUCCUCUCCGCUUUGCUCAAGGCAUACAAACCUACACACAUACUAAUCGAAAGACAACGAUUCCGCUCCGGCGGCCAAAGAGCGGUUCUAGAAUGGAGUUUGCGUGUAGGCGUGUUUGAGGGUAUGGUGCACGCUGUGUUGAGGACGAUGCGGGAAAUAGAGUGCUACGCGGAUGCUGAUGGGCUACAAGUGUAUGGCAUUAGUCCGGCGAGGGUGAUGCAGUUUUGGGACAACGACAACGAUAGUAGAGACGAGACAGUUCAGAAGAACGCCAAGAGCGUGAAGAAGUUGAAGAUGGAUAUUAUCGGGGAAUUGCUGAUGUCGUCAUCUUCUACGUCGCGAUCAAAGCAGGAGGCUGACUCAAGAAUAUCGGCAUUAUCAUCCUGGGGGUUUGACGUUAAUACAGCUACUACGCAGAAAGUGGUUGAUGCCUAUCUUGCACGCUGGAAUGGUUCUAAUGGAAAGAAGAGGACAAAGGACGGAUCGGACAAAAACCAGGACAGAAUUGAGAAAAUGGACGAUCUGGCCGACUGUCUUCUCCAGGGUUUAACUUGGCUGGAAUGGCAGGCUAGACGGGCUAGGGUUAUUGGGGAUUUUACCUCAUCUAUAAGUCGACGUGUAUAG